Peromyscus californicus insignis is the source of this 1247-nucleotide messenger RNA. Its product is annotated as melanoma-associated antigen 10-like. Gene Ontology annotation, cellular component: nucleus. The record is from RefSeq and is a predicted model, not a curated record. The transcript has a single exon. The coding region runs from base 1 to 885 and encodes 294 amino acids. Gene Ontology annotation, biological process: negative regulation of transcription by RNA polymerase II. Lineage: Eukaryota; Metazoa; Chordata; Mammalia; Rodentia; Cricetidae.
AUGUCUCACGGUCAGAAGAGGUGGUAUUGCAACUUUCAGGGAGAAUCUCAGGCCCCAAGAGAAGAACAGGGACAGAUGAGUUCUGAUCUCUCUGUGGCUGAGGGAGAAGAGUCCAAUGACAACAAGUCCUCCUCUUCCACUAGCCCAACCAUCCCCAGGAAGACACCUGCUGGUGGGAUACCAAAAUUUCAUCAGAGUCCUCAACGAGCCAUAUCUCCUCCCACUGUCAUGGCCUCCAUUCCAAUAUCCCCAUCUGAUAAGGCCUCUGGCAACCAAAUAGGGGAGCUGGAAGGCCCCAUGGUAUUGCACCAUGCACUAAGUGCAAAGGUGGCUGAUUUGGUUCGGUUCCUGCUCUUCAAGUAUAGAUUGAAGGAGCUGACCAACAAGGCAGAAAUUAUAGAAAAGAUUGUAGAAGAUGAUGAGCAGCACUACAAUAGGAUCUUUAAUGAGGCCUCUGAGGGUUUGAAGCUGGUCUUUGGCAUUGACGUGAUAGAAGUGGACCCUGUGGUCCACACCUAUGCCCUUGCCAUUGCCCUGGGAAUCACUUAUGAUGGAAUGCUUACUAAUGGCCAAGGCAUGCCCAAAACAGGCCUUCUAAUAAUUGCCCUAGGUGUCAUCUGCAUGCAUGGCAACCGCGUCAGUGAGAAUGUGAUCUGGCGAGCACUAAAUAAGAUGGGAGUAAGUCCCAUGGAAAAUCACUAUGUAGCUGGGAAUGCCAAGAAGCUUUUCAUUGAAACUUUUGUACAGGAAGGGUAUCUGGAAUAUAAUCCAGUGCCUGACAGUGAGCCCCCUCACUAUGAAUUCCUAUGGGGUCCAAGGGCCCAUGCUGAAACCACAAGUGUGGAUGUCUUAGAGUUUUUGGCUCAGAUCAGCAGGAUGAACUAAGUGAUUCCAGAUCCUUCCAAUGCCUGCAUUUAGUGGCUUUGAGAGAACAGGGAAUUUUGUUUAGAAUUGCCACCACAAAUGGCACACUUCACAGCCAAUACAAGUUCUAGUGUCACAUUUAGGAGCUUUCUGAAUGAAGUCUCAGAUGAGUCUUCACUGUGUUUGAAGGUGGCAGUCACUGUUUUAAGUAGUAAAGACGGCCAGUGAAAGUAAAUGAAUACUGUCUUUUUUUUCUCCCUGUUUUAUAAGGGUAACUUGGAACUUUUAUUUUUUUGGUAUUUUUUCAAAUCUUGUUUCUCUUAAUUGAAGGACUUAGUGGGCUUCAGAAUCUAAGUCUAUAAAUAGUACUAAUGACACAUGUA